AGCAAUUUUACUAAUUUACUGAUUUGCAAUGGAGGUCGACGAAGAUGAGUUCGAAGUGCCAUCGAGCAGCAGCAAGGGAGAAAAGAAGCGUUUUGAAGUUAAGAAGUGGAAUGCUGUAGCUUUAUGGGCAUGGGACAUCGUUGUGGACAAUUGCGCUAUUUGCCGCAAUCAUAUAAUGGACUUAUGCAUCGAAUGUCAAGCAAAUCAGGCAUCGGCCACCAGCGAGGAGUGCACCGUUGCCUGGGGCGUUUGCAAUCAUGCUUUUCAUUUCCAUUGCAUUUCUCGUUGGCUUAAGACUCGUCAGGUCUGCCCACUUGAUAAUCGCGAAUGGGACUUCCAGAAGUAUGGACACUAAGACUUGCAGCAACUGAAAUACAUUUACAAGUACAA
Drosophila navojoa is the source of this 390-nucleotide messenger RNA. It is a transcript of the gene Roc1a, whose product is annotated as Regulator of cullins 1a. NCBI's taxonomy places the organism in Eukaryota, Metazoa, Arthropoda, Insecta, Diptera, Drosophilidae. The record is from RefSeq and is a predicted model, not a curated record. Gene Ontology annotation, molecular function: zinc ion binding.